UUGGAGGCAGCGGGUGUGUACACCCCCAAAGAGGAGUGAGAUCUCCUGGAUCCAGGCCAAAGAACUCUCUACAAGGAAGUCGUGAUGGAGGAUUUUGGUAAUGAGGUCUGUGCAGCGGGCGAUUGGCAGGAGAGCGAAAGUGAGAAGGAACCUUCUAUUGAAUCAGUGAAGCAAGUAGCAGGACAGCAGACGUUUAAGGAUCCAAAGGCAUCAAAAAGGCAGAAAGCGAAGCAUUCGAAGAACGAGAAAAUCAAAUCCUCCCUUUCCAAGGCGGCCGAAGGCCGUAAACUCCUAAUCCCAAAACAAGAUCCGAAAGGCAAGCGAGGGAUCCAGUGUCCCGUGUGUGCGAAGAUCUUCAAAUGCAGAUCAGACUACAAUCGGCACCGCGUCACCCACACAGGGGAGAAACCGUAUCAGUGCGUGGAGUGCGGAAAGAGCUACAGCGACAGUGGGACUCUUACUGCACAUCAGAGAAUCCACACGGGGGAGAAACCCUACGAGUGUGUGGAAUGCGGGAAGCGCUUCAACAGGAGCGGGACCCUUAAGAGACAUCAGAGAAGCCACGCAGGGGAAAAACCCUACAAAUGCCUCGAGUGCGGGAAAAGCUUCGGACGCAAUUCCAUUCUCACGGCGCACGAAAGAACCCACACCGGCGAGAAGCCCUACAAAUGCCUCGAGUGCGGGAAAAGCUUCAGUCGCAGCAUCAGUCUCAACAGGCAUAAAAAGAAACACGCUCAGGCAGAAACGCCGGAAUGCGUGGAGUGCGAACAGGGGCUGAGCCCGAAAUGCGUGGAGUGUGGGAAGGGCCUGAGUCCGAGCCAGCUCCUUACGGCUCAUCGGAUAAUCUACACAGGGGAGCAUGGGAGCAACCAUGUUAAGUUAUGGAGGGUGGAACGGGCCUGAGACAAGAGUCAGCGCCGGAGAAACCACAUAAAUGUUGAGGGGGGGGGGCUGAAUAUUGCAGCGGAAGACUUAGCAGGACGAGGGAGAUGCCCUAAAAGUGAACAGACUGUGGAAACGGGUUCAGGAGGAAUCCUACUUCACAUCAGAGAACUCACAGGGGAGAAACCCUCUUUGCCAGAAUGUUGUGUUAGAACGGUGUUACAGUGUUGUACAGAAUAUUUCAAGAUUUCUUUUUCCUUUUCUGAAAUCUUUAUAACGGG
Molecule: messenger RNA, 1163 nt
Organism: Podarcis raffonei (Aeolian wall lizard)
Lineage: Eukaryota; Metazoa; Chordata; Lepidosauria; Squamata; Lacertidae
Product: zinc finger protein 436-like
Exons: 2
Coding region: 85-903 (272 amino acids)
Source: RefSeq, a predicted model, not a curated record